Hypomesus transpacificus is the source of this 2613-nucleotide messenger RNA. RefSeq lists its product as uncharacterized. Lineage: Eukaryota; Metazoa; Chordata; Actinopteri; Osmeriformes; Osmeridae. The transcript is spliced from 15 exons. The record is from RefSeq and is a predicted model, not a curated record. Bases 1230 to 2591 code for a protein of 453 amino acids.
CAUUUGUCUGUCUAUUCUUUCAACUCAAUGAUGAGUGAUUUGCAGUUGAUGGAAUUGGAGGAUGAGCUCAAGAGUGUAGAUACAUUUCUUGAACAUCUCAAGACAGAAGAGACAGAGAAGAACAGACAGAAAACUAAGACCACAUCACCAAAGCCUGUUCAUUGGAAUAAGAGGGACCACAAUGGGGACAUUGUUCACCAGCGCCCACGAGCCCUUAGAAAGCAGUCAACAUCACAAAGACCAGACGAAGGAAGACAUGUUUCUUCUUCACCGCCAUUAGACCAUGGCCAACACCUAGACCAUGAUUUGAAUAUGCGGCAGCUUGAGGACCUUCUACAGGACUCAGAGAACAUGGAAUCGCAAGAUUUUGUUCAGCAGCCAUCAUUGUCCAGUUGGAGUCAAAGGCAGAAAGAGGUCCAACAAUGUUGGCAACAGGCGAGGCCACAGAACCUUGACAAUUUACUUUCUGCUGAGAACAUCGUACAGAUGACAUGCAAUCACUGUCACGUGAAAGAAGCUGUCAUCCGUUGUGGGGAAUGUAUGCCCUCAGAGUGGUUUUGUGCUGAGUGUGAUGGCUCGGUACAUAAACACCACACUCUACACAACAGGCAAACCAUCAUGGAUGGAUUUUUCAAAUACAUCCCACCAACAGAGGCUGUGACACUCUGUGACACUGGAAAAUACAGCAUUUGUGAACAAGAUUGUUUUCUGCCAACAGCUCUACCUCAAAGGAUAUGCUCCUGUGACACCGCUGAUGCAGCAGUCUCUGUUGGUAGAUCCAUCAUACUGGUUUGCAUAAAUGGUCGUUAUGAUCUUCACGUUCCGGUGCUAACAUGCAAACAUUGCAACCAGAAAUGGGCUCCAGAAGUCAGUGACUUUGUAAAGAGUGGUUACUGGCCUGCUACCAUGCAGGCACAGACACUGUUCCACCAAGAUCUCUUCCAUUCCUUUGAGGCUAUGAAGACAGCAGCUCCAGGAAUGUCCAGACAAGCCUUUACAGCAAUGUUGGACCAGAGAACAAAGCAAUAUGGAAGAACUGGCAAAGUGAAUGCAGAUGCAUUUCAGAGAAGUUUUCUGCAAUUUGUGUACUGCAACUAUGAAGAGAACCAACUUCUUGGAAAGGAGCCAUUGGUCUGUCCAGCCUGUAGCCCUGAAAUGGUGUCUGUUUCUGUGGAUGGCAACAGAAAGUUGUACAGGUUCCAGAAAACAAACCAACCGCAGGAAAAGCGAUGUGUGGUGACACCCAAUGGAAUGCAGCAAGAGAGACUUCAAAGCGGGCCAACAAGUUGGAUGAAGAAGGUGUGGAAAUUGCUGUGUGUAGACAUGGAUUUCUUCUCAAAGGUCUGAAUAUGUAUAGAGGAGAAAUCUUUGCAUAUCCAAUGUUUCUCCAAAAAGAGUUCCAGAGUGCUACAUUUUUGGCCAUGGAUGUGACCUGCCGAUAUGUGCCAUACUUGACAAAAGUGUCAGAGGCCCUGACGCAUCUUCAACCCCUUCAGGAAAUGAGGCAUUGCUUGUCUGUGAUGCAUGCCAAAGCCCACAAUACAAAAUGCGAGAUUCUGUGGACUGCAAGGAACCAGGAGGGCGCCGGCACCACUCUCGGUGAAGAAGUAGAGCAAGUGAAUAGUUUUCUCUCCAGAUGUGCCCUUACCACCAAGUAUAUGGCCAAGUCAGUAAGAACUGACAUGCUGACUGUCCAUGCUAUGGGGUGGAAUGAACGGAAAGAGAAUGGCCUCCAUAUAGCCUUGUCUUCUAGAUUCAAGAAGACAGUAGAGAAGACUGUGGAUGUAGCUGAGAGCCUGAAGACAAUGCAGGAGCAGUUGCAUUGCUGUGAUGACAUGCUGAAACAAUGGGUUGUUGAUGUCAAGCAGUGGGCCAGUAGCAGAAGCGCAGCACCUGGUCCUGUUGAUGCUCAAAGUUUGCAGAUCACAAUCGAAGCACUCUUUGUGAGCAUUUGUCAGAAAAAGCACUACCUUUACAGACAAAAUGAUCGCAACAAAAGGCGACAGAAAAUAACUCAAAAGAUAGCCCAGGAAAAGAAACGGUUGCUGGAAGACAUCCAGAGAUACAACCAACAGCCUGAUGGUGACCUUGUGGACACAGAGUUAGUUGUGCAGAAACUCUCUAACAAAGCUGCAGAGAGCAUGAUCUGGCCUUGGCAGGAACAGAACACAGACGGUGUGGACAUCCUUACAAAGAAGAAGCUCUUUGACCACGUAAUGCUUGCCUCACGACUAAAAGAGGAAAAGCAGAUCCUUGUGAAGGAGAUGCUGCAGCACUGCCAGUACCUCAAGGACUCAGUGGCAAAGGUCCAGACACUGAUGGGCACUGUUUUAGUGAGCACACAGACAGGAAGCUUGCCAAAUGGAUUAACCGAGGAGGGGUCCAAGGGCCUCAUCAGUGCACUAAAAAGAAGACUGCAAGACCUGAGACUCCAACAGCAGACCAUAGCAGGCACCUACAGAUGCACUCUCAAACCAAGUAACAGGCUGGUGGAAGAGGAGGACAGGGAAAUGGAAGAAGACAUGGACUGGCAACGUGGCAACAGCUCGGAUGAUGAUGAUAGUGAUGAGGAGGAGGAUGCAGAGAAUUGAAUUCAAGUCACUUGGAUCUGAA